AUGUCAAAGCUGCCUACACACACCACAAACAAACCGAAAAAAAGCAUGCAAAACAUCGAGUCGCAGAGCAAGUCGAAUAGACCUGUAUCUGAUACUAUAUCGAACCCAGCAGCCAGUAUCGAGAGCGGGGGCGUGUCCUAUACGAAAGCGGGCGACAAAUGCCACAAGACGUCAAACGGAACGUUAGAACUCUGCGAUCACGAGGGCGGGGGUCAUGGUCACAUAGACACGCAUGCACUUCAGAGGUCCGAGGAUGUGAAACGGCCACAGAGGGCUACGGCAGGGCGUGUGAGAUUGAACGACAUCCCAACAGUGAGAGAAAUCGGGGACACGAAUACAGCCAAGUUAGGGAGUAUCCGGCGAGAUAGGGUUACGGGUACAGCUGAUGCUGAGGGUGACACCCACAGCAACAGCACAGACGAACUUGGUGUGAAGUACAUACAACUGGGUGCACACACGAACAUACCCGGUGUCCAGGAUUUACACCAAGGUGGUACGUUUAGGGUCGGUGUUGGCGGUAUACAGCAAAGCGAUAACAAGGACGCAGGUGUUGGCAAAGGUAUACAUCAGAUGAACAGCACGGUUACAAUUGGUGCUAAGGAUGUACAUCAUAGUAAUGGCGCAGUUACAGGAGAUGCUAGGCCUGAUGCUAGCAGUGGUAGUAGUGCAGUGGGUGUAGUUGAUGCCAAAACGGGCUCACAGCAACGCCAUGCCACAGCCACAGGAGGCACCGAAGGUGCUCAACAGUAUAUCGACACGCAUACAGCUGAUACUAGGGAUAUACAGCUUAGCAAUGACAUAGCGCACAGUAAUGGCACAGGCUCAGUUGGUAGUGGGGCUGCCGGGAGCAGUGGUAGUAGUGUCGGGAGUGCGAGUACGAAUGCAACGGGAGGGCUGAGGCGAAAGACUGCGGCGUCUGUGCAUUCCAUGCAGAAUCUGACC
Molecule: messenger RNA, 942 nt
Organism: Sphaeroforma arctica JP610
Lineage: Eukaryota; Ichthyosporea; Ichthyophonida
Exons: 1
Source: RefSeq, a predicted model, not a curated record